Priapulus caudatus is the source of this 2060-nucleotide messenger RNA. RefSeq lists its product as uncharacterized. The record is from RefSeq and is a predicted model, not a curated record. NCBI's taxonomy places the organism in Eukaryota, Metazoa, Priapulida, Priapulimorpha, Priapulimorphida, Priapulidae. The coding region runs from base 143 to 1870 and encodes 575 amino acids. The transcript has 7 exons. Gene Ontology annotation, molecular function: nucleic acid binding; zinc ion binding.
GAUUGUUCAUAAGGCUCAUUUGCGUGAGUUUUGUGCAAUAUUCUAUUUAAAACACAUAUAAAGUAACGACUACGUUACUGCAACAAUGUUAGAGAGCAUGCUGAUUCGGUGACCACAGAUCGAAGCUGUUGGCUAGAGAGUGAUGUGGACGUUAGAAUCUAGCAGACCUAGAGAUCCUUGGAUGGCUCACCAACGAGGCAUAGGUGUAGGCAUGAACAGUGACAGCAAAGCUGGUUUUAUCUCGCAUCUCCCUCUUCCACCGCCCCCUCCGCUCAGCGUGCCACUUCCAGUUGCCGGAGGAGGUGGAAAUGGAAUAUCAGCACUUGGGUCAAGAAUGACAGCAACAUACCCAUGUACAUUUCCUAGAGUGCCAGUGAUGCAGCAUCAACAACUUUCUGCAGCCCAAGCCCUAACUCAGAAUCGGCCACUGGGAAUGAGGUUUCAGUCAACACAGUUUUGCAGCCCCCAGGUGAAAACAGGCUUUCAACUUCCACCAGGGCCAAGUCCAAGCCUCUAUGAAGUGCCAUAUCGGCCUGCUGGCCAGCAGGCAUUUAAGAGCAGUGCUACUCUCUUAACCACUGCUUCUUGUAUAAGGCUGCAACAAGCUUACCCACCUGUUCCCACGAAUAUACCUCCAUUUAGACAUCUCUGGCCAAAGGUUCCAGUAGCCCAGUCAGUUACACCGUCAUUGUCUUCCAUAGCAUUGGAUGCUACCAGGUCUGGUUUACCCACCUUUGUUCCAUCUAGUAAUAAUGUACCUGUAGUGAGCAUGCAGGUCUAUCCGCAGACCUGCGACAAUGUAACAGUGCCUCCUGAUGACACUGGGCAGGUGGUGGCAGAUACAGCGGCCAUGUCCGGAAAAGAGGAAGUGGUCGAUGCAGGAAGCACAACAACACCACAGAGUGAAACCAUUAUUCCGGAACCAUCUGGUCAGGCGCAAAAGCGCAAGUUGUCUGGAAAUGCAUCUAUAGAAAAUUCUUUGGACAACGAUGUUAAGGUGCCAGUGGACAUGUGCCAACCAUUAUACUGUAAGCUGUGCAAUGUUAGCUGCAAUGCACCAGCACAGGCCACUGCCCACUACACAGGGAAAAGUCACUCAAAAAAGGCAAAACAGUAUAUAGUCAAUGCAAAGAAACUGAAAGCUGUGGACGAAACUCUAGUCAAUUCCUGUAAAACACAUGCAGUUACUACUGUUGCUACCAAGUCAAAAAUUACCAAGAUUGAGGCAGCGGUGCAAGCAGCGGGUAAGCGACAAAAAGAAAAGGCCGUGAAGAACCUGCCCAUGCCGAAUUUUGCUGAGCUCUUCACGUCUGAGGAGGGAAAGAGCUGUCAGUUGUGUUGUGUGGUUUUCACGUCCCCAUACCAUGCCAGGCAGCAUUACGAUGGAAAGCCUCAUCAGAAAAAGAUGUUGCAGAAAGUAAAUCCACCUCCAACCAUCGUCGUAUCCAAAAAGCAGAUGACCAAGACGAUCAAAUACACAUGCACACUCUGCAACAUGCAUCUCAUAUCAAGGGAACAGCUUCAGGACCAUAUCGAUGGAGCUAAGCAUAAAUCCAAAGUCAAUGGCUUGGACGACAUCAGUGGGCUUUUAAAACGCAGAUGGGUCAAUGCAGAGAAAUCGGAUGAUGAAGAAAAAGAUGCCGAUCUUCCAGUUUACGUCGUCGUAAGCGAAACCUACGUGCCAGUGGCGCCCUCUACCAAGGCGAAAGUCUCACACAAGAGCGGCUUCUCAAUGUACAAGACACCAAGCGGGAAGUUCUACUGCUCGUGCUGCGAUACCAUGUUGAACUCGGAGUCACACUUCGCUCAGCAUCUUGACAGCAAGAAGCACAAGCAGACGUCUGGCGUGAAAAAUGUCUCAAUGUCGUGAAUGAAUAGUGUUUCCUGAUCGCCAGUAGGGAAGUGAGAUUCCCCAUUCUAGAGCAAUGUACAAAUGGUAACAUCCCAGUUGGUCUACUCCCAUUUUGCCUUCGUCUACUCUCACAAUCGGCAAUAUUCCCAUUUCGCCUACCCCCGUUGUUUCAUUUUUAUGUUAUUGUUUUCUAUUUUUGUCAAGUUGU